CUCGUCUGGUACGUUGGGCUCUGGAUGACCAGGCUGAACUAUUGGUUGAUCACGAGUUACUUCAUCCUGGCAACUCACAGUUGUACAUCCGAGUUUGGGUGCGAACUUACUAGCCGCCACGAGUGUCAUAUCAAGCGGUCGCGUAAGCCUUCAAUCAUUCAUCACAGAAGCUCGUGCUUUCCUGCCGUCGGGGAGUCGACGGCGGCCUCGCGCUCAUAUUACGCUCACACGAACGGGUCAUAGUCUAGGUCUACCCCUAAGUGACUCGCGAUGUCCGCCUCCGGCGGCAAGUUCCUUUCCCAAGUUUCAUAAAUUGGCCUCUCCAGAAUGACAGUCACUUCUGCAGUCUUGUACCACGUGGUUUCUCCUCUCAUUAUUUUGAGAUGAGCCAAGUCCAAUUGUAGUGGUCGCUGCUCC
Suillus subalutaceus is the source of this 417-nucleotide messenger RNA. RefSeq lists its product as uncharacterized. NCBI's taxonomy places the organism in Eukaryota, Fungi, Basidiomycota, Agaricomycetes, Boletales, Suillaceae. Bases 25 to 243 code for a protein of 72 amino acids. The transcript has 2 exons. The record is from RefSeq and is a predicted model, not a curated record.